Messenger RNA from Fusarium keratoplasticum, 1143 nucleotides. RefSeq names its product A-deaminase domain-containing protein. Gene Ontology annotation, cellular component: cytosol. The record is from RefSeq and is a predicted model, not a curated record. The transcript has 2 exons. Gene Ontology annotation, molecular function: adenine deaminase activity. Gene Ontology annotation, biological process: adenine catabolic process; hypoxanthine salvage. NCBI's taxonomy places the organism in Eukaryota, Fungi, Ascomycota, Sordariomycetes, Hypocreales, Nectriaceae. Bases 1 to 1143 code for a protein of 380 amino acids.
AUGGAGCACGCUAUGCCCCUCGAAGAACGCCUAGCCUUGCGGCAGGAACUACUGGAUGCAAACGAUCAGUUCGUGCUCGACCUUCCAAAGGUCGAACUGCACGUCCAUAUUGAAGGCACCUUGACCCCUGAACUUAGAUGGAAGCUUGCCCAGAGAAACAACCAGACCCUAAAGCUCGAGCGGACUGGUACCGUGUACACGAGCCUGGAGCAGCUGAAGGCGUCGUACAACAUCAUUCCAGCCCGGGAAGGCCACUCCAUCGACAAUGCUGAAGAGACCUUUACCUUCUUCGAGGCCUACUAUGGCGGGUUUGAAGUGCUUGUCACCGAGCAGGACUUUUACGACUUGGCCAUGAACUACUUUGAGCAUGCUGCCUCGAUGAAUGUUCGGUACUGCGAGCCUUUCUUUGAUCCACAGGGUCACACUCGCCGUGGCGUAUCCUGGGACACCAUGAUGGGGGGAUUCCGAGCGGCUCAGGAGGAGGCGGAAAAGCGCCUGCGCAUCAAGUCCAAAUGGAUCAUGUGUUUCCUGCGCGAUUUAUCGCCAGAGUGUGCCAUGGAGCACUUUGAGGCUGUUCUUCCCUACCGAGACAUGGUUAUUGGCAUUGGUCUUGACUCGAACGAAGACAACCGUCCCCCUUCUUUGUUCUCAGAGGUCUUUACUCUGGCCAAAGAGGCCGGCUUCCACCUCACAGCACACUGCGAUGUUGGUCAAAAGGAUACUCACGAGCAUAUCCGCCAAGUUGCGGCAGAUGUGGGGGGUUCAGGCGCGGAGCGCAUAGAUCAUGGCCUGAAUGCUGUUCAAGACGAGGCUCUCGUGAAUCUCAUCAAGGAGAAGGGCAUCGGCAUGACGAUUACUCCAUGGGGAUAUCUCCGCCAUGAGCCAGUCGACGAGAUCUUUCCGAGAAUACGCGCCCUUUAUGACGCGGGGAUCCCGAUCGCGAUUGCAAGCGACGAUCCGGCUUACAUGGAAGAUUGCUGGAUCCUGCACGAUAUGCUACUGGCCAAGAGUAUGUGCGGCUUUGAUAAUCGCGACAUGGUAACCUUGACGAGACAUGCUAUUGACAUGUGCUGGGCGACCGAGACGUGCAAGAGGGAGAUCAGGAAUGAGCUGGAGGCUGUAGUAACUAGAUACCUGGGCUAA